Molecule: messenger RNA, 1488 nt
Organism: Orycteropus afer afer
Lineage: Eukaryota; Metazoa; Chordata; Mammalia; Tubulidentata; Orycteropodidae
Gene: UCP2
Product: uncoupling protein 2
Biological process (GO): response to cold; mitochondrial transport; mitochondrial transmembrane transport
Cellular component (GO): mitochondrial membrane
Molecular function (GO): oxidative phosphorylation uncoupler activity
Source: RefSeq, a predicted model, not a curated record
GACACAUAGUAUGACCAUUAGGUGUUUCGUCUCCCAGCCAUUUUCUAUGGAAAACCAAAGAGAUCAUCAGAUCAUGAUAGCCACUGGCAGCUUUGAAGAAUGGGACGUCUUUAGAGAAGCUUGAUCUUGGAAGCCUCAGUGUGAGACCUUACAAAGCCGGAUUCCGGCAGAGUUUCUCUAUCUCGUCUUGUUGCUGAUUGAAGGUGUCCCCUUCUCCAACUGUCCAUCUCCUGGGAGGCAGCAGGAAAUCAGCAUCAUGGUUGGAUUCAAGGCCACAGAUGUGCCCCCAACUGCCACUGUAAAGUUCCUGGGGGCUGGCACAGCUGCCUGCAUUGCAGAUCUCAUCACCUUCCCCCUGGAUACUGCUAAAGUCCGGCUGCAGAUCCAAGGAGAAAGUAAGGGACUAGUGCAAGCCACGGCCAGCGUUCAGUACCGCGGUGUGCUGGGCACUAUCCUGACCAUGGUGCGCACUGAGGGCCCCCGCAGCCUCUACAAUGGGCUGGUCGCUGGCCUGCAGCGUCAGAUGAGCUUUGCCUCUGUCCGUAUCGGUCUCUACGACUCCGUCAAGCAGUUCUACACCAAGGGCUCUGAGCAUGCUGGUGUCGGUAGCCGCCUCCUGGCAGGCAGCACCACAGGUGCCCUGGCUGUGGCUGUGGCUCAGCCUACAGAUGUGGUGAAGGUCCGGUUCCAAGCUCAAGCCCGGGCUGGAGGUGGCCGGAGAUACCAAAGCACUAUGGAUGCCUAUAAGACCAUAGCCCAGAAGGAAGGAUUCCGGGGACUCUGGAAAGGGACCUCCCCCAAUGUUGCCCGUAAUGCCAUUGUCAACUGUGCUGAGUUGGUGACCUAUGACCUUAUCAAAGAUGCCCUUCUAAAGGCCAACCUCAUGACAGAUGACCUCCCUUGCCAUUUCACUUCUGCCUUUGGGGCUGGCUUCUGCACCACCAUCAUUGCUUCCCCUGUCGACGUGGUGAAGACGAGAUAUAUGAACUCUGCCCUGGGCCAGUACAGCAGUGCUGGCCACUGUGCCCUUACCAUGCUCCAGAAGGAAGGGCCCCGGGCCUUCUACAAAGGGUUCAUGCCCUCCUUUCUUCGCUUGGGUUCCUGGAAUGUGGUGAUGUUUGUCACCUAUGAGCAGCUGAAACGGGCCCUCACGGCUGCCUGCACUUCACGGGAGGCUCCCUUUUGAGUCUCUCCUGCUGCUUACUUGAACAUCUCUGGCUUUGGCUCCAGCCAGACCCUGCUUCCCUUUUCCUUCUUCCUUUCCCUCUUUGUCUCUCUCCAUUCUUUUCCUCUUACCACCACCCCCCUUCCUCGCCCUACAUUCUCACCACUCCUUCUACCUCAUCUCCCCACUGGCUCUCAGUCCUGGUGGAGUUGUCCUCAUCAACGAGGAUCCCAAGCCCCUAGUCCCUUGAAACUUUCAGCCUGAAUUUUUGUCCUGUCCCCCAGCCCAGCCAGCAUGUCACCCAUAAAGCAAGCUCAACCUUG